Messenger RNA from Ectocarpus sp. CCAP 1310/34, 5279 nucleotides. NCBI's taxonomy places the organism in Eukaryota, Phaeophyceae, Ectocarpales, Ectocarpaceae. The record is from the annotation of a GenBank genome assembly.
AUGAACCUNCAAGAGGACCCAAACAAAUUCACCGCGUAUCUCGCCCUCAGGCCAAUCAAGGACAUCAUUGAAUAGGGUGCUGACCCAAAUUCAAAUUCUUGCCCUCCCAAAACAUAACUCCUACCAUGGAAAAGAGGGUUUCGUCCUCGACCGACGUUGGGGAGUUUCAACCUUUAUGAAGGUGUUCUCCACAUUACCCCCCACUUUUUCGAGGCUUCUUCUUGUUUGCUAGGCAAGGGAAGUCUUCUUGGGGUAACCGGAACCCGACCGGCUGGCGGCGAGUAGAACCCCCUUUUUUUCCAACAAUCUUCUGUGCACGUGUGCGGGUGCACCACUUCCGCCACGCAUUGCCAACAGUUUCGAGUUCGAUAGACAAUGCAUCGUUUCUUGGCCCACCCACCGUUUGUUUAUCUUUUCUUUUUUUUCGGAAGAAAAUUAGGUGAGCAGCGGGUUUUGAACCCGUGUCUUUUGCAACCAAAAAUACGAGUACCUGUUGACGAGGUUUAAAGACGGGGUACUGCGGUAACUUUUCGUUUUUCGCAGCUUGCUUCUUCUCUGCACGUUCCGUGAGGUUUCUUCGCGCUAGUUCGAACGCAAUUUGUAGAUUUUCUCGUGUUUUUUUGCAAAACUUUCGGUAUCUGCAGUUGAUCCUUCAUAUGGGAUUCCGAGAAUUACAUCUAUCUACCGGUAACCAUGCUUAGCGACCAAACAUCAAGAAGUACGGUGUCUCAUGCAUGGUUUUAUUAAACGACGUAUUAUACGCUAAUUGAACCAUUGGCAGGAGAUCCGCCCAGUUGUCACGAUUCAUGGAGCUAUGCAUUGCGAGCAUGGAAUGCAUCGUUGAAUGCACACGCACAAGACCGAAUUACCUUGCGGACGAUACGGCGUCGUGCGUGUUUUUUUAUAGCCCAAGAUUGUUUGCAACUGAUAGAUUAUCUUGUUUUCGAAUUCAGUGCCUUGAUCAGAGUGCAGCAUUUCAGGCGGGCCGAAGAUACUGAUAAUCCGAUCAAUGAUUACACGUGCUACCGUUUCAGCAGUAUUGUUUGGAACUGGUGUGAGAAUUGCAUAACGCGUCAGGUGGUCCAUCAUGGAAAGCACGUAUUUGCAUCUCACUCCGACUGCUGACAUUGAGAGUGAUUUGUACUCGACUAGGUCGACUGAUACUCUUUCAAACGGCCGCUGUACAGGUGUCCUGGCAGAUACGACUUAAACAGUAAUCCGUCUCGUAUGGAAUAGUACGACAUUGAUGUUGCCGUUUCGUUGUCUGGUAGCGGUGCUUUGGCGUCUAAAAUGUAUUGGACAUAUUCGCCGUAUUCUUCGGCUUGUUUCUCGCGCAAUUUCUCAUGCUUAACAGAUUCAAAUACUUCCGUGGCGCUGACGAAAUUCGAAUUUACUGUGAAUAAUUCCCUAUCACUAAGGACUGGUUGCACAUCAUCCAAUUUGUCAGUCGAGACUUGGUAUGGUCUGUUUGGCAUGUGUUGUUGCAGCUUUGGAUCGUCCGGUACAUUUCGGCAAAUCGGUGCAAGGUUCGGCGCAGUUCGUUCUUGUUCAUUAUCGAACACGAAAAGUCGCGAUAACGUAUCCGGCACUACAUGCAACUUUCCCGGUUUGUGUUUCACCGUGAAAUCGAAGGAUUGCAGUGCUGUUGCUCAUCUCGUGAGCAUAUUUGACGUGUCUUGCAUCGUAUAAAGAUAUCGCAAUGCCGAAAGUCCGGAAAAUGCAAAACAGGAGCGUUGGUGAGUAAUCGUUUCACUUCGGCAAAUGCUUCAUCAUGUUUCGGACCCCAGCGUUUCGCUACCGACUUCACUGCGUCUUUCUUCGUAAGGUCGACCAUUGGUGCGGUGACGGCGGCUACGUCUGGGAUAAAUUUCCUGACAUAGUUGACCGUUCCUAGGAAUGAUCGCAGACUUUUGAUGUUUGUUGGCGUUGGCAACUCUGGUCUCGAUUUUAUCCGAUCUUCACCUAAACAUAUGCCAUCUGCGGAAAGAAUAUGCCCCAAAUACUUCACUUCCUUUGGCCCAAAUUGUACCUUCGACGGUUUUAAUGUAAGACCUGCGGCUUGUAGCGCUUGAAAGGUGAAGUGAUUUCUCUUAGUGUUAGUUCGAAUGGAGUGUACCCUUUAAUUUUCAGGGGCGAACCAUCAGCGCUGCGCAAACUGAUUGCUCCUGUGGGUACUGGAAAUAUUUUCGUGUUUUUCAGCGUUUUGUGACUUCUCAUGAACUUGUGUGAUAUGCAUGGUUGUUGGACUCGUGUCUACGAGCACGCGCUUUAGAUUCCAUGAAAGAUUCGGAUGGAUCUGCCCUCAUCAUUUCCACGCGGAUGUGCGGGUGUACACCGUUUUCGAAAGAUGCAGUGAGAGCUUGAGUAAAAGCGUGUUCGUGAGGUGGUACGUUCAGCGGAGCUGUGCGUUCGGCUUCUGCUAAAAGCCUGGCGUACGUGCGGGUUACUCUGAGCGCAAAUUUGUCAACGCAUUCGCUACUCUUUGCUUCAAAUGUCAUGACACCACGUGCAAAGAGCGAUUCUGUUGGCAGGGGCGAACGAAGUAGUGAAAGCGGUGACCCACUCUUUCCAUGUUUUCGGAGGUGAGAUUCGGAUUGCCUCCCCACGCGCACGCAACGCAUGCAGCUGGGCUGGUGGUCGCCAUUCGAGUGAUGAGCUAAGCAUGAGGCUGAGGCUUUGAGCUGCAGUAGUACCUCGUACGAAAAGUGGGAGGUGUCUGAUUGCACGGUGAUCGAUUGUGCUUUGAGAGACGUUGUCGGCGGACAAUAGCCCGAUUUUUUCCGGAACAUCUUCGUGAGGCAGACCUUCGAGCUUGUGGUCAGCCGGGAGGUCGGUAGCCUUCAAUAUGAAUCAUGUCGUGCUAAUCACGCCCUGGUUUGCCGUGUUCUGGCUUUCCGGGUUAGACGUGUCCUGGUUUACCGUUUGCUGGUUUACCUAGCUCAUUGGUGUUUGGUUUACCGCGUUGAGGUUGUGCGGGGUAUUGUGUGAAAUUGUUGUGUUCUGAUGAGCAGAAGAAAGUUGCGGAACACUCGGGGUGCGCAUGCUAGAACUAUUUUCUGCUGCUAGAUCCUGGGCAAGCGAUCUCGGGUUCACCUUUUCUAUGUCGUUCUGGUGGCCGGCGCCUGGCAUGAGCAUCUUGAUGACCCAGGCUGGGGGCUCCUCCCCGGCCUUCGCUGCUUUCUGGACCUCAGCGACCAGAACUGACUCGAGUGGGCUGCCGCUCGACAGGAGCGACGCGCCCGGUUGACGGGGUGCUUUCGCGCGGUCCCGCAGGAUAUCCUGCGCGAGGCCGUCGUCGUAGUCAUGCCCGUCUACGUCGUCGUCGUCGACUUCCCCCCACGCGCGUCCAUCACCGUUGCCGGUGUGGACGUCGUCGUCGGUUCGACUCCCGAUGUUAUCGUCGUGAGCAGACUCAGCAUCACUGCUGUCGUUGUCCGCAUGGCUCUCAUCUCCGUCGGCAAGAGGACCGAAGGAGCCGAUGCUGCUGCUGUUUGUGCUCGACGGGGUUGCUAAGCCCGCGGAAGCACCAGCAUUCUGUCCAGCGCGCCUCGCCUUAUGCUGUCCCUUUUCGGGCUUAGCGGCGGGCUUUNAAUUGGCGUAUUUGCUUUCUUUUUGUUGCCUCCCAUGUUUCAGACGUGGGUUACGGCGGGAAAGAAAAACGCUUCGUCGAACGCCAAUAUGGAUAAGAGGGUUUCGUCCUCGACAGACGUUGGGGAGUUUCAACCUUUAUGAAGGUGUUCUCCACACUACACCUAAAGAUUAUAGACUACCAUAUUUCCCUUCGAAAUUUGAAUUUCCCAAAUUUGAACUUCGAGCUUGCGUUGCUUCUUCUGUAGACUUGCAUGUGUAUGGCUAAAUAGUGUACACGCGGAGAUACACUGGUGUCCAUCACCAGACCCCCUCCUUACCCGCUGGCUUCUUGAGCCCAACACCAGUAGAGUGUUUUUGUUUUCCCUGCGGCCGUGCUGGAGCGAGAGGUGGACGAAGGACAACGAGGAGCUCGUCCCCUAUACCCCAACCACCACCGACUGCCACGCCAAGAGGGCCGUUUACGAGUUGAUGCGCUAUGUGGGCACCGUGGCCAUUUCGGACAAAGAUGUCCAAAGUGAGCGAACAUGGUAGUCCUGGGAGCAACAUUUUUUUCCCUUGUGCGUUCAAACAUGUCACGAGCCCGGCAGCCGAUGUCAGGUGUACCCGCUCGACUGCAAGUCCCUGCGCUUUCGUAUGUUGACUCGUCUGCAUUUCAUAGAGCCACAAAGUGUUGAGGACGUUGCGCUAGAGUGCCAUCAUUGAUUUACAACGCGAGGUGAGCACCCGCGGUUGGCGUUUGUAAAAGUCUCCCAAGAAAGUGACCAUCAAACAUAUGUCCGGUCAAUCACCAGCCGCGUGUAGCAUGGCCGAAAUUUCAGUUGUGAAUUCAGAUGACAACGUUCGGCGUGUGAUUGUUUCCAUUCCGUCAUAACACGCACACCGCUUCUGCCUGCCCGCCUCAUGCCUGCAUGCGUGUACCGGGCUUUCAACUUUGAGUUCCUCCGGCAGGUGCUGCAUGAAGGGCUUCAAGCCAUAGUCCCAGGCUUUACGCCCCGCCCGGAAGUCUUGUUUGGCAAGGACACCACUCACGACCACCUAUGCGACGAGGUGAUAUGCCUGGACGCCGUUGUUUUUUUUCGUGUUGUAUGUGUGGUUUAUUAUUGACGCCGUUUUUUCGUGUCGUAGGUGUGUGAUUUAUUUAUUUUGGACGCGUAGAUUUCGAACUAUUGUUUGCGAAGCAAUUUAGCCCCUCGUUGACCAUUGGUAUAGCAACGCGAGGCACAUGCACAAAGGCCACAAUACUGCUAACUCUUGCCAUAUCCGUCCCCCCCGCAGGCGCUUUCGCUCUACCCUAGAUAAUGAAACCCAUCGCCAAAGCGGCAAUCAUGGCGGUUCGUCAUGAGCCUGUUCCCGAUGGCGAGACCGACGAAGGGUUCGAUGAGAUGCUUAAGACAGUCGAGUGGCAGGUAAAUUGUGUGCUGGAGGAGAAGGGCAAGAGCGUCUACGAGCACGCCCAGAGGUUUUUCGUUGCCACGAUCUGGGAGACCGGGUAUCGGUUCCAGUUCGGCCCCGGAAGGAUUGCCAGCAAACUUCUGGGCAAGAACGUCUCGGGCAUCACGGAGCAAGACGCCGUCAACGCCUUCAUCCCAUACCUGGACAACCCCACCAACGGUCCGGGCUUCGACGACGACGGCAACGAAAUUGACGGCGAAGAAGACGGCAAUGGCUUGGGAGGCGAUGGCUCGGGC